AGCUUGCGAAGCUUCAUAAUCCGAUGGCGUUCAGGUGGACGAAUUAAGCUCAAAAACUGAGGAUUCAACAACAAUGGAGACGGAACUGAAAGAUUUUGGCUCCAAUAACCAUCGUCAAAUGGAUGAACCAGCCGACGAGCCUCGCGGCGAGGAUUCGGGCAAGGACGAGCGACCUUUGCUGAAAUCGGAUUCCAACUUGAGCUCUUCCCCUCCCUCUGCUGAGAAUUUACAGGAACUCGAGAAGAAAUACGCGGCUUACGUGAGAAGAGAUGCUUACGGGACGAUGGGGAGAGGGGAACUGCCUCUGUCGGAAAAAAUUCUGCUCGGAUUCGCACUUGUCACGCUCCUUCCGAUCCGUUUGAUUGUUGGAAUGGCUAUACUGAUACUCUACUCCUUGAUUUGCCAUUUCUGUACGCUCUUCACUGUCCCGAAUCGAGAGGAAGGACAGGAAAAUUAUGCUCAUCUGAGAGGGUGGAGAAGGGUCGUCAUUGUUCAUACUGGGAAGUUCCUCUCUAGAGCAUUGCUCUUCACGUUUGGUUUUUAUUGGAUUAGCGAGUCUUGUCGCAAUGCUGAUGCCGUGGAGAAAUUAACAGGCGAGAAUGACUGCAAUGAACAGCCUGGAGAAUCUAAAAGACCUGGGGCAAUCAUAUCAAACCACGUAUCUCAUUUGGAUAUUUUAUAUCACAUGUCUUCUUCCUUUCCCAGCUUUGUUGCUAAGAGAUCGGUGGCUAAACUUCCUUUUAUUGGUCUCAUGAGCAAAUGCCUUGGUUGUGUCUAUGUCCAGCGGGAAUCAAAAUCAUCUGACUUUAAGGGUGUUUCAGGUGUUGUGAUUGAAAGAGUUAAGGAAGCCCAUCAGAACAAAAAUGCUCCAAUGAUGUUGCUUUUUCCAGAGGGCACAACUACUAAUGGAGACUUCCUCCUUCGAUUCAAGACAGGUGCAUUCUUGUCGAAAUCCCCUGUGCUUCCUGUGAUCCUAAGAUAUCCUUACAAGAGAUGUAGUCCAGCCUGGGAUUCCAUAUCUGGGUUACGCCAUGUGAUUUUGCUUCUCUGUCAAUUUGUAAAUCACAUUGAGGUGACAAAGUUACCUGUUUACUACCCCUCAGAGCAAGAAAAGGAGGAUCCAAUACUUUAUGCUAAUAAUGUCCGAAAGUUAAUGGCUUGUGAGGGUAAUUUAGUAAUGUCAGAUAUUGGAUUGGCUGAGAAGCGAAUCUAUCAUGCUGCGCUCAAUGGUAAUAAUAGCCAACCUAGCGUUUUACAUCAAAAAGACGAUUGAAAAAAAUAGUUGGCCUCGCAAAUCAUUCCUAUUCACAGCUGGGUUUCUUGGUUCCUUUGUGUAUUUUCCCAUGGUUGCACAGCAAGGGGUGGUUUUCUCUACACCCAUUUAGUCAAACAUCAGUGUUCUAUUAUUGUGGUGUAAUUUUCAAAUUUCAUAAGUAAAAUCCUUUCUGAAAGUUUGAAUUUGGCUCCUGGUCCUUUAUUUAUGAAGUGUUCUUUAUGUUUUCCUUGUGUC
Telopea speciosissima is the source of this 1510-nucleotide messenger RNA. RefSeq names its product lysophospholipid acyltransferase LPEAT1-like. Gene Ontology annotation, cellular component: endoplasmic reticulum. NCBI's taxonomy places the organism in Eukaryota, Viridiplantae, Streptophyta, Magnoliopsida, Proteales, Proteaceae. The coding region runs from base 74 to 1273 and encodes 399 amino acids. Gene Ontology annotation, biological process: phospholipid metabolic process. The record is from RefSeq and is a predicted model, not a curated record. The transcript has 8 exons. Gene Ontology annotation, molecular function: lysophosphatidylethanolamine acyltransferase activity.